GAAAGGUGAUCAAUCUUCAUCAGGCUACAUUUCCAAUCACCUAAACAACCCGGCAAGACAAGCCACUCCGACAAGGUUGGCUGCCCCGCGCGGGUCUGUGUGAGGGCGCGAGGUAGAUGGUGAGCGGCCCCGGCAGCUGAGGGCAGGCCGGGCCCCCAGGUGCCAAAGAGCUUGAAGGACUGCGCAGUGGGAGCCCCGCACUGCACCAGGCCCCGGCCCCCUGGAUCCGUCGGGGCGCCUCCACCCAGCUGUUAGCAUGAUGUCUUACCUCAAACAACCCCCAUACGGCAUGAACGGGCUGGGCCUGGCCGGGCCAGCCAUGGACCUCCUGCAUCCUUCCGUGGGCUACCCCGCCACCCCGCGGAAGCAGCGGCGGGAACGCACUACCUUUACACGCUCACAGCUGGACGUGCUCGAGGCGCUCUUCGCCAAGACUCGCUACCCUGACAUCUUCAUGCGCGAGGAGGUGGCGCUCAAGAUCAACCUGCCGGAGUCCAGAGUUCAGGUCUGGUUCAAGAACCGCCGUGCCAAAUGCCGCCAGCAGCAGCAGAGCGGGAGCGGGACCAAGAGCCGCCCAGCCAAGAAGAAGUCGUCCCCGGUGCGGGAGAGCUCGGGCUCGGAAAGCAGCGGCCAGUUCACGCCUCCCGCUGUGUCCAGCUCCGCCUCGUCCUCCAGCUCAGGAUCCAGCGCCUCCGCCAACCCAGCGGCGGCAGCGGCGGCAGGCCUGGGCGGGAACCCGGCGGUGGCAGUCCCGUCGUCGUUGAGUACGCCGGCUGCCUCAUCCAUCUGGAGUCCGGCCUCCAUCUCGCCGGGCUCAGCGCCCGCGUCGGUGUCAGUGCCCGAGCCCUUGGCCGCGCCUAGCAACGCGUCGUGCAUGCAGCGCUCGGUUGCUGCAGGCGCCGCCUCGGCUGCAGCCUCUUAUCCCAUGUCCUACGGCCAGGGCGGCAGCUACGGGCAGGGCUACCCCGCGCCCUCGUCUUCCUACUUUGGCGGCGUGGACUGCAGCUCCUAUCUAGCGCCCAUGCACUCGCACCACCACCCGCACCAGCUCAGCCCUAUGGCACCCUCCUCCAUGGCCGGCCACCAUCACCACCAUCCGCACGCGCACCAUCCGUUGAGCCAGUCCUCAGGCCAUCAUCACCACCAUCAUCACCACCACCACCAGGGCUACGGCGGCUCAGGGCUCGCCUUCAACUCUGGCGAUUGCUUGGAUUACAAGGAGCCUGGCGCCGCCGCUGCUUCCUCGGCUUGGAAACUCAACUUCAAUUCGCCCGACUGUCUGGACUAUAAGGACCAAGCCUCAUGGCGGUUCCAGGUCUUGUGA
This is a messenger RNA of Prionailurus viverrinus (fishing cat), 1324 nucleotides long. RefSeq names its product orthodenticle homeobox 1 (gene OTX1). Bases 257 to 1324 code for a protein of 355 amino acids. Gene Ontology annotation, cellular component: nucleus. Gene Ontology annotation, biological process: regulation of transcription by RNA polymerase II; multicellular organism development. The transcript is spliced from 5 exons. The record is from RefSeq and is a predicted model, not a curated record. Lineage: Eukaryota; Metazoa; Chordata; Mammalia; Carnivora; Felidae. Gene Ontology annotation, molecular function: RNA polymerase II cis-regulatory region sequence-specific DNA binding; DNA-binding transcription factor activity, RNA polymerase II-specific.